Molecule: messenger RNA, 3710 nt
Organism: Tarenaya hassleriana
Lineage: Eukaryota; Viridiplantae; Streptophyta; Magnoliopsida; Brassicales; Cleomaceae
Product: sodium/hydrogen exchanger 7
Exons: 23
Coding region: 65-3577 (1170 amino acids)
Biological process (GO): proton transmembrane transport
Cellular component (GO): chloroplast envelope; membrane
Molecular function (GO): sodium:proton antiporter activity
Source: RefSeq, a predicted model, not a curated record
CAGUCCUUGGUUCCAAGUUACCUGAAUUUUCUUCUUCUUCUUCAAAUUUGCUUAUUUGCGGUUAAUGAUCUCUGAGAUGGCAGAAAUGGCGAGCGUAAUCGAUGCGGUGUUGCCGUAUCGGAUUUUGGAGGAGAUGAAUUCAACGUCUCCAUCUGCUUCGAAUUCGUCGUCUUCAGGAGAAGAAUCGAGCCCCGUCGACGCCGUCAUCUUCGUCGGGAUGUCGCUGGUGCUCGGAAUUGCUUCAAGGCAUUUGCUUCGUGGCACUAGAGUUCCGUACACCGUCGCCCUCCUUGUCAUCGGCAUUGCUCUCGGCUCUCUAGAGUAUGGAACUAGCCAUAACCUUGGGAAGAUCGGCCAUGGGAUUCGCAUCUGGAACGAUAUUGACCCUGAUCUUCUUUUGGCUGUCUUUCUCCCUGCUCUUCUUUUCGAGAGUUCAUUCUCAAUGGAGGUGCACCAGAUCAAGAUGUGUCUGGCACAAAUGGUUCUGCUUGCUGGCCCUGGGGUUCUUAUCUCAACCUUUUGUCUUGGAUUUCUUCUGAAGUUCACUUUUCCGUAUGACUGGGAUUGGAAAACAUCAUUGCUGCUUGGAGGACUUCUGAGUGCUACCGAUCCCGUGGCAGUUGUUGCUUUGCUGAAAGAGCUUGGUGCUAGUAAGAAGCUGAGCACUAUAAUUGAAGGAGAAUCCCUUAUGAAUGAUGGGACAGCAAUUGUGGUUUUCCAGUUAUUCUUCAAAAUGGUUAUGGGGCAUAACUCUGACUUUGGUUCCAUAAUCAAAUUUCUGACUCAAGUCGCACUUGGAGCUGUAGGUAUUGGUCUGGCUUUCGGCAUUGCAUCAGUUCUUUGGCUUGGAUUCAUAUUCAAUGACACAGUCAUAGAGAUCACUUUGACUCUAGCAGUGAGCUAUUUUGCAUAUUACACUGCUCAAGAAUGGGCUGAGGUUUCUGGCGUUUUGACUGUGAUGGCUUUGGGAAUGUUUUAUGCUGCACUGGCAAGGACAGCAUUCAAGGGCGACAGUCAACAGAGUUUGCAUCACUUUUGGGAAAUGGUUGCUUAUAUUGCAAACACAUUGAUUUUUAUCCUCAGUGGUGUUGUCAUUGCUGAAGGCAUUCUUGGUAGCGAGAAAAUUUCUUACCAAGGGGAUUCGUGGGGCUAUCUUUUCCUCCUCUACUUAUAUGUCCAACUCUCACGUGUUGUUGUUGUUGGAGUUCUAUUUCCAUUUCUACAUCGUUUUGGAUAUGGCUUGGAUUGGAAGGAAGCCAUCAUACUCGUGUGGUCUGGAUUAAGAGGUGCUGUGGCUCUGUCGCUCUCUCUAUCUGUUAAGCAAUCCAGUGGGAACUCGUUUCUAAGUUCAGAAACAGGAACUCGGUUUCUUUUCUUGACAGGCGGGAUUGUGUUCCUAACUCUGAUAGUUAAUGGAUCCACUACCCAGUUCGUUUUACACCUUCUUCGCAUGGACAACUUAUCUGCCACCAAGAAACGAAUAUUAGAAUACACAAAGUAUGAGAUGAUGAAUAAGGCCUUACAAGCUUUUGAAGAUCUAGGAGAUGAUGAGGAGUUAGGACCUGCUGACUGGCCUACAGUUAAAAGAUAUAUUUCAAGCUUCAAAGAUUUAGAAGGGGAAGAAGUUCAUCCUCGUGGUGGAUCUGAAACCGUUGAUCUUGACCGUACCAGUUUGAAGGAUAUACGUAUACGAUUCUUGAAUGGUGUCCAAUCAGCAUAUUGGGGGAUGCUUGACGAGGGGAGAAUCAUGCAAACUACCGCCAAUAUUUUGAUGCAAUCAGUGGACGAAGCCAUUGAUUUGGUUUCAGAUGAGCCUUUACGCGAUUGGAGAGGCCUAAAACCGCAUGUCCAUUUCCCUAAUUACUACAGGUUUCUUCAAACAAGGAUUAGCCCCCGUAAGUUGGUCACAUAUUUCACGGUUGAAAGACUCGAAUCUGCUUGCUACAUUUCUGCUGCAUUUCUCCGUGCCCACAGGAUUGCGCGGCAGCAGUUGCAUGACUUUCUAGGGGAGAGUGAUAUUGCCUCCAUUGUUAUAAAUGAAAGUGAAGUGGAAGCAGAGGAAGCAAAACAAUUCCUGGAAGACGUUCGUGCUUCAUUUCCCCAGGUUUUGCGGGUAGUGAAAACGAGACAAGUAACACACGCAGUACUGAAUCAUCUAAUUGAUUACAUCGGAAACCUCGAGAGUGUUGGCCUGUUGGAGGGUAAAGAGGUUGCUCAUCUUCAUGAUGCUGUACAGACAGACUUGAAGAGGCUUUUGAGAAAUCCUCCUCUCGUAAAACUUCCAAAGAUAACCGAUAUGAUUGCCACUCAUCCUUUAUUGGGAGCCCUUCCUUCUGCCAUCCGUGAGCCGCUUAAACACUCCACCAAGGAAACUAUGAAACUUCGUGGCGUCACACUCUACCGGGAAAGGUUUAAGCCUACUGGAAUCUGGCUUAUUUCUAAUGGCAUUGUAAAGUGGGCGAGCAAAAGCUUAAGCAACAAGCACUCGUUGCAUCCUACAUUUUCUCAUGGAAGUACGUUGGGACUGUACGAGGUGCUGACGGGAAAGCCAUAUAUGUGCGAUAUCAUCGCAGAUUCCGUUGUUCUUUGCUUUUUCAUCGAAAGCGACAAAAUUCUUUCAAGUCUCCGAUCAGAUCCCGCAGUUGAAGAUUUCCUUUGGCAGGAAAGUGCGAUCGUGCUCGCGAAACUAUUGCUUCCUCAGAUAUUUGAGAAAGUAACAAUGCAAGAAUUACGAGCCCUUGUUGCAGAAAGCUCGAAACUUACGACAUAUGUUUCGGGAGAAACGAUAGAAAUCACUCAUAAUUGCAUAGGUCUCUUAUUAGAAGGAUUUAUAAAAUCAUCACUCGGUCGUCAAGAAGAGCUUAUAGCUUCCCCUGCAGCACUUUUGCCUUCAAAUAUGAAUCAGAGUUUCCAUGGCUCAAAUGCAUCAGGUACUUUGAGAGCGAGUUUUUCAUAUCAAGUGACUCGGUAUAAUGCCGAGACAAGGGCAAGGGUGAUCAUUUUCGAUGUCGGGGCUUUUGAAGCAGAGAGAACUCUCCUGAGAAGACCAUCCUCCUUGAUGACGCCCCAAGGCAGCGAUCAGAUACAGAGAACCUUUAGCAGAGAGCAUCGAGGAUUGAUGAGCUGGCCCGAACCAUUCCACAGAGCCAGACAGCAGCCUCAGCUGAGAGACUCCUACAAGACCGAUAGAAAUGCAAACAGCUUGUCUGAGCGAGCUAUGCAACUAAGCAUCUUCGGCAGCACGGUGGAUGUGUACAGACGUAGCUUGAGUUUCACAGGCGUCAGAAACAAGCCGCAACACAACUUGAGCUAUCAGAAGGCUCCUUCGUACCCAGGCCAAGGUCUCGUCUCGGCAAAAUCGGAAGGGUCCAUAACGACCCGGAAACAGCUAGAAACUCAGAAAUUCGAGAGGAGAUUCCAUCAGGAAAUGUCAGCCGAGAGCAGCACGAAACAGGGUCAGCAUGGGGGAAGGGUGGAUGACGAGGAUGAGUCGAGCGAGGAGUCUGGAGCUGAAGACGAAGGGAUCAUAGUGAGAAUCGAUUCGCCGAGUAGACUCGUUUUCAGGAACGGUCUCUGAAACACAACCCAUUUGGUUUUUUUGUAGCAUAUCUUCUGUUGUUAUUGCUACUGUUUGUGUCAUUUCUUAUUUAAAAUAAAUAUAAAAAAAUAGUGCCACAGGAGCUCUGAUGACGAUGAAUGGUGGCUGCCUA